Molecule: messenger RNA, 936 nt
Organism: Talaromyces marneffei
Lineage: Eukaryota; Fungi; Ascomycota; Eurotiomycetes; Eurotiales; Trichocomaceae
Exons: 4
Coding region: 1-936 (311 amino acids)
Molecular function (GO): fatty acyl-CoA hydrolase activity
Source: RefSeq, a predicted model, not a curated record
AUGUCUCCUGCUCAUGGACUCGAAAUGCCCCAAUUGAGUCGAUUACUGACACUAGGUCCCUCACCGCGUAAUGUCCGUCUCUUCUCCGCAGCCAGCUGCAGAUUCACCUCUCCUCACCCGUCGUUGUCUCGCCGAACAACACCAUCGCACCACAAACAAUACUCGACAGUUGCGACAAACGUGAAACCACAUACAAUCGAUCCGCGAUGGCUGACGAAUAUCAAACGGCGAAUCGGAAAAUGUCUCAUGUUCGGUUUGAAGCCGGCGCAGGUGGAUCAAGCCGGCAGGAUAUUACAACGUUUGGCUAGGGAUUGGAGAGAAUUGAUUGCUGGGAGUGAUGGGUUUUUAACGCAUGCGACAAGACGAGCCCUUUUUCGUCGGGAUGUUGUGUGGGGGGAUAUGGAUUCCAUGGGUCAUAUAAACAACGUAGCAUAUGUACGGUACGCCGAGACAGCACGAGUCAACCUGAUGCACAACUACGCGACGAAUAUCGACCCCGCGCACCAAACAGAAUGGAUAAAUACGGUUGGGAAUAAAGGGAUCGGCUUAAUUCUGCAGAGUAUCAAGAUAGACUACAAAUUUCCCAUGACAUGGCCCGACAAGAUCACAGUGUACCACCGACUCACCAAAGACCCAUCGGAUACACUGAACAAAUCAUAUUUCCAGCAAGAAGCUCUGAUCCUGUCCGAAUGCAAACAGCGUCCGGCCGCACGAGUCAUCGAGCAGAAUUAUUUGUAUGACUACACGCAACUUCGCAAAACGAGUACUGCGCCGGAAUUUAUACUGCGCCAAUUCCAGGAAACAUGGGCGUUGCAAGAAGAGAGUAAGAAGCAAUGGCAGCAGCAAGUUGCAGGUAUCGAGAAUGAGGUGCGCAGAUUGGAGUUGGAGAGUUGGGAUAACCCGGAUGCCGUUGAGGAUAUGGGAUCUGCUGGAUAG